Messenger RNA from Marchantia polymorpha subsp. ruderalis, 920 nucleotides. Lineage: Eukaryota; Viridiplantae; Streptophyta; Marchantiopsida; Marchantiales; Marchantiaceae. The record is from the annotation of a GenBank genome assembly.
UUGGAGCUCGACUGCGAUUGUGGUAGCACGACAAGUGUCAUGUUUCAGGUAGUGCGGCGGGAUAUUUCAUCCCAGUUGUUAUAAAGCUUGCAAGAUUUGGGCCUACAAAUACUGAUCAAACUUCUUCAAGCAAUUCCACACCUCGUUCAUCGCUCGGAUGUCUACUACCUCCUGCAGUUGAAGAAGGCUUCAAUACACACAGCGACCCUAUUGCUUGAUCCUAGCUGCUUGAUCAUCGGUGAUCACACGAUUGAUUGAUUGACAUCAAGAGCUGUGCUGAGAAUGGCUUCUGAGGAUUCUGAGCUGGGGAAUGGCCUGCAUGCUGCUGAGAAACCCGACCACUUUGAGACUUCAGGCUCGGAGAAGAACGCCACGGAACGUGAGCAGGAUUCUAGCGCAGGCAGUAAUGGUGUAAAUCAGGACAUGGCUAAUAAGCCAGAACCCAACACCGCGAAACGCACCACGAAGUUCUUCCAGGAGAAGGUUCGUCAGGCUGUUCGCUAUGGCCACGGGGACUUCGACUUCACCCGACCUAGCUCUGCCGAUUGCGCUCAGGACUUCGAUGACAGCGAUGUGAACCCCUGGGGCCCAGUUUGCGCCAAAGAUAUAAUCGCAAGCAUCUUGCGUCCGGCCCAUUGGAAUACGAAGGAGAGUUGUAAGACACAGAUCAAUCAAAAGAGUCCGAUAAGCCUGGCCACUUGCUCAGAAUAGGCACACGACACAUUGCCCCUUGCUUCUUCCUCUGGCUCGUCCGUCGGCCACAGAACCUGCUACCCCUUUGUUGGCGUCGUUUCCUCGUCAUGGAGCUCACAACUUUCCGUCUUUUUGUAGAGGAGGAGGAGCAGUGGCCUGUAGAUUACGUUCCGUCCUCCAAAGGCAGAAGAUAUAAGAAUUCGAUAUGUUAAAUCCUCACACGGACA